AAAAAAAAAGAAGAAAAAUUUCAAUAGUAGCCUAUAUUUUUUAUUUUUUUUAAAUGGCUCUUGAAACUGUUGUUUUCCAACAAGAUCCUUUCAAUUAUAGCCACAAAGAUUGUAAUUUUUACAAUCUUGAAACUUUUCAUGAUUAUGGUAAUUUUGGCUAUGAGGGGUAUAAUUGGGAUUCUUCUAAUUCUUCAAUACCACAAACUUACAACGACGACGAUAUCAACAACAAUAAUAAUUCUUCACCGGAUAAAUAUUUUCCGGUGGAAAGUACGGUGGUUUCAGGGCGGAGAAAAAGGCGGCGGACAAAAUGCGCGAAAAACGAGGAAGAAAUACAUAAUCAAAGGAUGACUCACAUUGCCGUCGAGAGAAAUCGUCGACGGCAAAUGAACGAUUACCUCGCCGUACUCCGGUCGUUAAUGCCGCCGUCUUACGCUCAACGGGGUGACCAAGCAUCAAUUGUUGGAGGCGCAAUUAAUUUUGUUAAAGAACUUGAACAACUCCUCCAAUUUUUGGAAGCACAUAAACAAGUCAUAACAACAAACCAACAACAUAUUCAGUGUAGUCCGUUUUCUAAAUUUUUCACGUUCCCUCAAUAUUCCACCGGUAACAACAAUCACCCGUUGGCGGCCGCCACCAACAACGAGGGGUCAACGAUGGAGGAGAGGCGGACGGCGGCCGCCGAUAUCGAGGUGACCAUGGUGGAAAGUCAUGCUAAUGUUAAGGUGUUAUCAAGAAGAAGACCAAAACAAUUGUUGAAAAUUGUUAAUUGGUUACAAGCAAUGUGCCUUACUAUACUUCACCUUAGUGUUACAACAGCUGAUCAUAUGGUACUAUACACAUUUAGUGUCAAGGUGGAAGAAAAUUGUGAGCUAAAUACAGUGAGUGAGAUAGCAAGUGCUGUACAUGAAAUGGUGGCCAUGAUUAAGGAGGAGGCUAUGUCUUGUUGAGAUGACCUGUCCCCCCCCCCCCCCCCCCCCCCCCCCCCNCCCCCCCCC
Solanum stenotomum is the source of this 998-nucleotide messenger RNA. Its product is annotated as transcription factor bHLH96-like. The transcript has 3 exons. NCBI's taxonomy places the organism in Eukaryota, Viridiplantae, Streptophyta, Magnoliopsida, Solanales, Solanaceae. Gene Ontology annotation, molecular function: DNA-binding transcription factor activity, RNA polymerase II-specific; protein dimerization activity; RNA polymerase II cis-regulatory region sequence-specific DNA binding. The record is from RefSeq and is a predicted model, not a curated record. Gene Ontology annotation, biological process: regulation of transcription by RNA polymerase II. Bases 54 to 950 code for a protein of 298 amino acids.